AUGGAGCUUUCCCCCUUGGCCUCACAGUACUGGAAGGUGAGCUUCGUGUCGCUGGGCGGGACCGCUGGCCAGCGGUCAACGUCGUUCUUGAGCCUGCUCAACAAGGUCCAGACACAAAACAGAAGCAACAAGCUCCGCCUACGUCAGCCCUCCCAGAACCAGAGUUCAAGCGCAAUCCCUACAUCGAAGGAGGUAAGGAAGUUUGAUGUCAUCAUCCUGCCGUCGACCACCCUCUUCUCCCUGGUCCAGUGGUCGUAUCCAGGCCUCCAUCGAGGAAAACGCUUCGACAAGGCUCAUCUUAAAGUGCGGACUGCGACCACAGAGCAAGGACACCAGGAAAUCCGGUCUGACACAUGCAUCGCUCACGUCGAGCUGCGAUCAGAAGAGGGCAACUUUCUCUUACAUCCCGAGUGUACCCUCAACUGCGAGGAACUCUGGACGAUGGACACCGACGUGCCCAUCAGGAUCAUCGGCCAGGUGCAGAAUAUUGAUGAGGUCUUGCGGAUCUUUCGCAGCACACAGAGUCGACUUUACGAGAUCUCUUCCAUCCGGAACCCUAGCUCUGAAGAGACGAGGCACGUGAACAGGGGUCUUCAGGAGGAUGUUGCAUCAGCCUCGCCUACUUUUAAGUAUUUCAACAUCAAUCCGAACCUCAAGCCUUCAGCCAUGUCACUUGGCCACUUCCGUCGAUACUCGCUGCUGGGUGAGUAG
Molecule: messenger RNA, 711 nt
Organism: Cryphonectria parasitica EP155
Lineage: Eukaryota; Fungi; Ascomycota; Sordariomycetes; Diaporthales; Cryphonectriaceae
Exons: 7
Coding region: 1-711 (236 amino acids)
Source: RefSeq, a predicted model, not a curated record